CAUAUUAUCAUAAAGUUUUUAAAUCAUGUGAAACUAGUGUUUUAGUUUGCAUCAGUGAAGUUUUUUAUCGAACAAAAUGAAUGUGAUCAAGUUUAUAGUGACGUCAUCUCUACUUUGUAUCGUCCAGUGUAAAGACGACCCUAUGUUCUCUGGGGAGGGGUCCAAUGUGACCGUGGUGGUGGGGAGAGAUGCAACACUGGUAUGCACCGUGGAGAACCUUCACAGCUACAAGGUGGCGUGGCUGCGCGUGGACACGCAGACAAUCCUGACGCUGGGGCCACAUGUAAUCACGAAGAAUCACAGGGUGGGGGUGGCCCGUCUGGACCCGCAAUCGUGGGCCCUCACAGUGAGGGACGUGAGGCCCUCUGAUGGCGGGAGGUACAUGUGCCAGAUCAACACGGAACCCAUGAUCACGCAGACACAUAUCUUGCAGGUUUCAGUACCACCAGAUAUAGAAGACAGUAGCAGCAGCGGGUCGGUGCUGGUGCGCGAGGGAGACCACGUGUCCCUGCACUGCGCAGCCUCGGGCAUACCACCGCCAGCCAUCACCUGGCGCAGAGAAGAUAACAGCCCCAUCACACUAGCUACACACACAGUGGGCAAGUGGAGCGGGGAAUGGUUGAACAUGACGGCAGUGCAGAGGGACAUGAGUGGGGCGUACCUCUGUAUAGCCACCAACGGAGUGCCGCCCUCAGUCAGCAAGAGGAUAAUGCUCCACGUCCUAUGCAAACCAUCAGUGAGAAUGUCUCAGAAAAUGAUUGGUGGGUACGUCGGCGAGACAGUGACGAUGCUGUGCAAGAUUGAGACUUAUCCCGUACCAGUAGUGUACUGGACGCAUCUGGAGGGAAGACUGCAUAAUGGUUCAAAGUACCAGAUGAGUGUGUCGUCGAAGGGUUAUAAGCAUGAAGCCUCCCUGAGGGUGACCGAGCUGUCAAGAGAUGACAUUGGGCCGUAUAGUUGUCACGCUGAAAACGCCCUAGGGUCUGCAUGGGAUGACAUUACACUUUACACUCUGGUUACGACUACGUUCACGUCGACUUCGGUAGAGACCACGAAACACGAAGUAAUAUCCACCACGGUUAAUCCACAUACGGAAAAGGAUGAGGAGCGGACCCUGAAGAAAGACUUCUUCGAUGAGGAUAACUUUGUAGUUGUCCUCAGCCAACAUCAAAUGCAAAACUUAGAUGUAUCACCAACGUCGUGACCAGAGGAGAGUCCAAAUUGGACUUUAUGGUCAUCAGCAGCAAGGUUGCAAGUGUCUGUGCUUAUUCUGUGUAGUUUCCUCAUCAUUGCGUAUUAAGGGUUGAACCACAACUGACAGCACCGGGCCGCACUUUCCUAUGCUUUAUAUCCUUUUAUUUCGUGCGGUUGCUCUUAUGCUCUUUCUCGCUCUAGGAAACGACGGUUGUGAGUGUCAGACAAGGAUAGAAACAUAGAAGAGUUCAAUGCGGUGUGGUCAGAUGUAAUUCAACCUUAAAGGGACAGUUGUGAACUGUGAAAACAAUAGUAUUAAAUACUUUAAGGUUAAGUGAUAUUGUUCAAAAUAAAAGAGCUUCAUAAUGUUGA
Molecule: messenger RNA, 1566 nt
Organism: Pectinophora gossypiella (pink bollworm)
Lineage: Eukaryota; Metazoa; Arthropoda; Insecta; Lepidoptera; Gelechiidae
Product: lachesin-like
Exons: 10
Coding region: 77-1204 (375 amino acids)
Cellular component (GO): neuron projection
Source: RefSeq, a predicted model, not a curated record